AUGCAUUCCAAUAUCAGAGCCCUUCUUCUCUAUCUCCUCUCUGGCGCUUCCUUAGCAACAGCCCAGCCCGCGCCUACACAAACCCACCAAGUCACCCUUGCAGCCCGCGAACCCACCACAACAGCAGCACCCGUGGGAUGGUUCACCACCACAAAAAACAUCGCUACAAUCGGCGGUCAAACAGAAGAACAUUUCACGCUCCCCGCAAAGACCAUCCAGAUCGUCAUCCCCACGUGUAUCCAGACGCACGAGCCCGAUGGGAACGGUUAUCUACCCCCCGGGACGUGUAACGCCCACUGGAAUUACUACCCCAGCUUUUCUGCCGCUGCGGUCUUUGCUGUGCUGUUUGCUGUGUUGACGGCGGUGCAUAUAUGGCAGGCUGCCAAGUAUAAAAAGUCAUGGUGCUGGGUUAUUAUCAUGGCGGGCAUUUGGGAGACGAUGGCAUUCACCUUCCGAGCCAUAAGCACCAAGCAUCAGCAGAGCGUUGGUGUUCUUCUCACGUUUAACAUCUUUAUCUUGCUGGCUCCGAUUUGGGUCAAUGCAUAUGCUUACAUGACUCUCGGUCGAAUGGUCUACUACUUUACCCCCUCGCACUCCCUCAUCGGCAUGCCAGCCGCCACUCUAGCCGCCAUCUUCGUCGGUCUAGACAUCAUAUCCUUCACCGUCCAGCUCGUCGGCGGUAGUAUGGCCGGUCCUAGUUCGCCCCCAGAUGAGCAGAUGAAGGCCAUCCACAUCUACAUGGGCGGUAUCGGUCUGCAGGAGCUUUUUAUCGUCAUCUUUGUCGUGCUUUGCAUUCUCUUCCAACGAAGUAUGCACAAGAUGAACCAGCAGGGGGGCAUUAAGGGCUUCUUCACCUCCGACUGGGGCAUGCUUCUCUGCACGUUGUACUUUUCACUCGCCAUGAUCUCCGUGCGCAUUCUCUAUCGUCUGAUCGAGUUCUCCAAUGGGCAAGGUCAGGACAAUGCGCUUGUGACACACGAGAUUUACUUUUACGUCCUCGAAGCAGCGCCUAUGUUCUUGGCUCUGUUGGCCUUCAACAUUGUGCAUCCGGGAAGGAUCUUGACGGGUCCUAAUUCUGAGAUGCCUGGUCUGUUUUCGCUCAUCAAGAGCAAGUUCCGGGGAGGGAAGGGAAAGCAGCUGCUUGAUGAUGAGAGUGAUGUGGAGAUGAAUACUGCCUAUGAGCCGACUCGAGCGGCUGGGUAUUAG
Messenger RNA from Fusarium sp. VM40, 1206 nucleotides. The record is from the annotation of a GenBank genome assembly. Lineage: Eukaryota; Fungi; Ascomycota; Sordariomycetes; Hypocreales; Nectriaceae.